Molecule: messenger RNA, 243 nt
Organism: Brenthis ino (lesser marbled fritillary)
Lineage: Eukaryota; Metazoa; Arthropoda; Insecta; Lepidoptera; Nymphalidae
Source: the annotation of a GenBank genome assembly
AUGUUGAAAGGACUGCUAAUUUUCGGUACUGGAGUCUAUACAGGAGUUUAUAUAGCACAAAAUUAUCAGGCUGCUGUUGAUCUAGUUUGUAAGGAAACGACUCAGGCUUGUGACAAUGCCAUGGAUAAAAAGAAAUGGUUUAUAGAGAAAGUAGAAGAUCCAAAGGUCUUAUUUGAAAAAGCACAGGCUUUCAUUAAAGCAAAAUUGGAUGAAUUUAAUGAUAACAAGAAAGGAGGAAAAGAU